This is a messenger RNA of Micropterus dolomieu (smallmouth bass), 5528 nucleotides long. It is a transcript of the gene sh3rf1, whose product is annotated as SH3 domain containing ring finger 1. Gene Ontology annotation, molecular function: protein binding. The record is from RefSeq and is a predicted model, not a curated record. The coding region runs from base 411 to 2972 and encodes 853 amino acids. NCBI's taxonomy places the organism in Eukaryota, Metazoa, Chordata, Actinopteri, Centrarchiformes, Centrarchidae. The transcript has 12 exons.
AGCAUGGCGCUCGGUGCGGUAGGAGUUCCGUUGUCUCGCUUGAGUUCUUUUCACCUUAGGUUUUACUCAAGUAUCUGACAGAAGUAUGUCUAUAAUACACAUUAUACGCCUCUAGAUCAACAAGGAUAUUUGCCUUGGGAGUAAGAGUAGUAUUUGUCUGAGGAAUACUCUAGAUAAGUGGCUAACGUUAGUAUAUUCCAGGUAGCUUGCUAACUAGAAACGUUAGCAAGAAAGCAAAAUUGGGAGAUACGGGGCAACAAGAGGAGGCGUCCUGUUUUAGAAGAGCUGAUGCAGAUGCCAUGGCCACAGCCGAGGUAUGGGAGUGACGUGACAGUACUGGUCUUCUUUCCAAACAAAAACCUUAUCAGCAUCAUGUUUUUCUGCUGAAGUAGUAGCAGAACACACAAAGAAUGGACGAGUCAGUAUUGCUGGAUUUGCUUGAGUGCCCUGUUUGUUUGGAGCGACUGGAUGCCUCAGCAAAGGUUCUACCCUGUCAGCACACCUUCUGCCGCCGAUGCCUCCAAGGCAUCCUAGGCUCACGUGGAGAGUUGCGCUGCCCGGAGUGCCGGACGUUGGUGGAGUGUGCUGUGGAUGAACUCCCCAGCAACAUCCUUCUUGUGCGCCUGUUGGACGGCAUCAAGCAGAGGCCUCGAAGGGCUGGUCCUGGGGCAGGAGUUUCCACAAAUGGGACGUCUGGAGCCGUUGCCAGAGCGCACAGCAGUGGAACCAGGGACCAGGCCACCCCAGGAGCACAACCCCAGCGAGCUCAGGCUAAGAGCACCCUUGUUCGGGGUGUACCCCAGCUUCCCUGUGCCAAGGCGCUCUACAACUAUGAUGGCAAGGAACCGGGAGACCUCAAGUUCAGCAAGGGUGACAUUAUCAUCCUGCGCCGGCAAGUGGACGAGAACUGGUACCACGGGGAGAUGGGUGGAGUCCAUGGCUUCUUCCCCACCAACUUUGUCCAGGUCAUCAAAUCGCUACCGCAACCCCCACCUCAGUGUAAAGCCCUCUAUGACUUUGAGCUCAAAGACAAGGAGGCAGACAAGGACUGUCUGCCGUUCUCCAAGGACGAUAUCCUGACUGUGAUCCGCAGAGUGGAUGAAAACUGGGCGGAGGGAAUGCUGGGAGAUAAAAUUGGAAUUUUCCCCAUCUCAUAUGUUGAGUUCAACUCGGCAGCUCGGCAGCUUAUAGAGUUGGACAAGCCGUCAGACUCCAAUGGAGACUCGGGCGAGGGGGCCUCCUCGGGGCCCCAGAGCAAUGGUGCUCAGCGGGCAGGGGAGAAGAAGAACAGCAAGAAGCGACAUUCCUUCACCUCUCUCACCAUGUCCCACAAACCCAUGCUAGCUCCUCCCCCCCAGCGCCACUCCAUGGAGAUCAGCGGGCCCGUCCUCAUCAGCUCCAGCAACCCCACAGCAGCUGCCCGAAUUGGAGAGAUCAGUGGGGGGCUUUCCUGCAGCGCACCUUCACAGGUACACAUUUGCACAACUGGACUAAUCGUGACCCCACCCCCUAGUAGUCCUGUUACCACAGCAACAGUCUUCACAUUUCCCUCAGAGACGAGCUACACCUCCAUCCCUGUGGAUGCUCUCCCACCGCCCCCACCUCCUCCCCCACAGUCCUCCGUUGAUGGAGCAGCAUAUUCAUUGGCUGCCGGACAGAGACCCUCCCCCAGCAUAAGCGACCAAAGUGGGAGACAAAGACCCACAGUAUAUGUGGCUAUGUUCCCUUAUACUCCCCGUAAGGAGGAUGAGCUGGAACUGAGGAAGGGAGAGAUGUUUCUGGUGCUGGAACGCUGUCAGGACGGCUGGUUCAAGGGCACCUCCAUGCACACUGGCAAGAUUGGAGUCUUCCCUGGGAACUACAUGAGCCCAGUCAGCAGGACGGCAUCGGGGAGCAACCAGCCCAAAGUGCCCAUGAGUUUGUGCACUCAGGCUGGCAGAGGAGUCACCAUCGUCAGCCCCUCUUCUGCGCCCAUUGGGGCCAUUGUUUCAGGUCCUGAUUUCAACAAACCCCUCGCCGUGUGCUCCAGCGCUAUACCUGCCAACUCCCAACCUGCAGCUGUGGUAACAGCAGCUCAAACAGCCACAGGUCAACAGCCUAAAGUCCCUUUGCAUGUCAGCUCCCAGAUGACUGUGAAUCAGGCUCGCAAUGCGGCCAGGACAGCUGCAUGUCACAGUCAGGACCGGCCCACAGCAGCAGUGACACCCAUCCAGUCUGCAUUACCUGUGACCUAUCUCCCACACCUUGCAGUGUGCCAGCAGCCUUCCUCCAGUCCUGCCCAAGGCUGUGCCCGGGUGGGAGUGGCGAUGGGCUGUGCCGCUGCCUCUCUGACCCCGCCCAAUGUCAGCGCUGCAUCGCUGGAGGGUGAUGCUUUGAGACCUGUCCCUGUGAACAGCUCUGCUCUCAAUCCCACAUCUAACAGCACAGCUCUGGCUUGCCGACUGGACGUCAAGAGAGAAAAGAAAAGUCUUCUGAAGCUGUUGUCCUCCAAUAAGAAGAAGUCUCGCCCUUCACCACCCUCCUCUCCUACCCUUGAGGCGGAACAGGCUGCUGCUGGAGAGGGGCUACACGGCGCCGUGGGCCCCGACGCAUCCCCUCCCUCCAGCUCUGUCAGCUGCCUCGAGCCUGAACCUGCUGCUGCUGUCGCUUCUGCCUCUUCGUCCUCCUCUCCCUCAGCCCCAGAGGCCACAUAUCGGAAGAGCAGUCCCCUUGAUGGAUGUGCACCUAUUGCUCCUCCUCCUCGGCAGCCGUGCUCCUCUCUCUUAUCUCAACAACAUGACGCACGGCCCAUCAUAUGUGAGAGGUACAGGGUGGUGGUGUCAUAUCCUCCCCAGAGCGAGGCGGAGCUGGAACUUAAGGAGGGCGACAUUGUGUUUGUUCACAGGAAGAGGGAAGACGGCUGGUUCAAAGGCACACUGCAGAGGAACGGCAGGACCGGACUGUUCCCUGGCAGCUUUGUAGACAGCAUCUGAUACACACACUACAAGGAACCACAGUCACCACCACCGUGACCCAGCUGACCGCUGCUAGCCUCGUGCAAACCAAACAGAUCAGCACUCACAAGGUUGCCGGGACAGGGCCAUCAAAUUGGUACUUUAACUCCUUAGAGCCCGCUCUGGAUCUGGUCACGCAAAAGAUCGGUAGUGGCACAUGAGACAGAGCUGCAGAGAAGAACAGAACAUGUUGAAAGCACAGUGGACAGUUGGAGGCGAGCACACUACUCAUGAACUUUUCUUUUUUGUUGGUUAUUUAUAUCUUUGUAACAAUUCAGCUGUUAAAUGUGUGCCUUGUACUGUUCCUCACUUUAUUGUACAUAAGGACACAAAGAUGAUUAGUCCUACAACAAACCAGUAUGAGCUGUUGAUAUAGAUAUAUUACACAUUUUAACUUAUUUCAUAGAUUGGCCUUUUUUGUAGUGCAACACAUUAAGGGGUGAAGCUGGCACAUGCCUUAUGCCAUAUAUACUUUUCUCCUUCUGACUGCUGAUGAAAAUGUUAUCAUUAUUUCAAACUGUCAGCAGAUAUGAGUAGGUAUAUCAGAUCCAGCAGGCAAGAACAAAUGAGCAGUGACAUCAUCACUUGUGCUGCAUAGUAGGGAAAAUGACCCUUCCACAGCUCUAGAGGCAUUACCUAAACCUGAGGAUCAUAAGAGAUGUCUGCCGUAUUGCACAUUUGAGUUCUCUAGCUACCAUUCACAGCCAUGUGAACAUUGCACAUCACAAAAUAUUUCUCUGGGCCAAUCACAGGCCUCCAGUUUUGUCUCCUGGUGUGGCUGAGGCUGAAGUGCUAAGGACUGUUGCCUACAGCAGUCGAAUAUUUGCAUGCGCUUAACGAAGCCUUCUUCAGGAGACAAAGUGGUGAUAGAUGUGUUGCAGGACUGUUUGUUUAUGCCUUUUUAAAUGUGCGUAAAACACACUCCAAGAUAGACUUUGCAGUCAAAUAUUGCUUACUUUGUACCUUCUUUGUAUUUACUGACCAGAGUAGCUUGUCUCCUAACCCCUUGGCAAUAGCCAAACCCAGACGUAGCUCUAUUUAUCAGACGAGCAACAUAACAUUUCAGUAACUGUGCACAACAGAUUCUUUGCAGUGUAUAUUUAUGUUUAUUACAAAUUCCACAGAGGCUGACACCUGCUGCUCGUAGGGAGUCUUUCAUAUAACUAACCUGGACACGCAGUAAGCCACACAGGACACACUCACCCUUCAGCUGGCAGUUUCGUACACUAUAACUCAUUCCUAAUGUGACUUGUGGCAAUGAAAGCGCAUCAAGCUAAAGCACCGAAUGUUUGCCUAAAGUAACAUAUUGUUUCACUCCACCAAAAGACAUAUGUAGUAUAUAAUUUUGUUGAAUCUCAAAAAAAUAAGGCUUUACUGAAAUCAUAUCACUUUGACCCCCCUGAUUCUUUUCUUUUUUUUGUGAUUGGAUUUUGUUGUACAUUACAUCUAUACAGAGUUCUUAAUGUUAAGUGUUGUAUUGACUUGAAUUACUGUAAGAUUUCUUUGUGAUUAGGUGGGGGAUUUGGUGCUUGACGAAAUAUGGGCAGUUUUAGAAUAAAUACUUUGGAGAAUGAAGACCAGUUUAUUUCAUCAGAUCAAAUAGUGCAACAUGUAAUUUCUCUUUUCCUAAUAUAUUCCCUAAAAUAUACUGAAUAGAUGAAUGAAAUUCUCCAAAGUAAAGGUAUUAUUAAUUACCAUUCAGUGGACCCAACAAUGUUUAAUGUAAUGUGACUUAUUCAUCUGAUCUUCAGCAAGUUCCGUGAGGUCUGAAGGGGGUAUUUAAACACUUUCAAAUCACUGAAUUGUGCCAAAUUUGUCUUUAUGAAUGAUUUUACUGACUGAAUUGGACCCAUAGUUUAAAGUGUGUGUUGUUGUUUUUUUUUUAAAGUCUUGUUGUUAAUUGAGGGGGACCACUGUGUAACUGACUGCUGGAAUAUGUUAUAGUUUGUUUGAAAUUUGGAGAGAAUGUGGAAAAGGAUGGUACAAAUCACUGUUAGGGCCUUUUUUGUCUUUCUGAAUUGGUACUUUCGUCGAAUUAAUCUGUUUUGUUGCGUUGUUUUCUUGGCAAUCACCACACCAACCUCAGGCUCGAUGCUAAACUGUUCCUCUGAGUGUCUUUUCAUUUCACUGGUAAGCCUUUUAAUAUAAACAACAUACUUACUCCUGCACAGAUGUAUGCAUUAAUGCACUAUCAUAACAUUUUUACUGAUACUGACUUCUCGUACAUAUUGUUCAUGCAUUGGCUGCACAUUUUUCAAAACAUGAAGCAUUUCUUAACAGUUGAUAAACUAUGUUUUCAUUUAUUGGAACAAAUGACAACUCAAGAUUGCUUGAUUCAACUUAACAGAUUUUACUCAUGCCAAGGUGACUUACUUGAUUAUUUUUUUUGUCUGUAGUCUGUUGUGUGUCUGAAAAUGGUAAAACUGAAAUCUACUUGGCACAAGUCUAUUAUGUGAAAAAAACAUUCUGAAGUAUUUGAGGGAAUAGCACAUUUUGUAAAAAUCACUAUAACAAUAAAAGCUAAUGGUUUCCAUA